AUGGAGACGGCAGCUGCAUUUAAUUUCUCGGAGUCUGAUAGAGCGGAAUAUGCUGGCAGGAAGGCCAGCUUGGCGCUGCAGCGUGCCCUUAAUGUGUCUAAGGCAGGGGCACCCAACGUUCAAGAUCAGCGUAAGUGUGACCACGAGCUGUUGCCUACGGAGUUGCCUGCCAGUAUUCGAGACAAAGUCGCGAGAAUUUUGCAGGAGCGUAGUGGCAAGGAGAAAAUACCUGAUGAGGAUGUGGAUCCCAAAGCGCCGUGGCACCAGCAACUGGAGCAGCAUGUGGUUCGACUAAUGCAACGGCUGCGAUCACAGCCACUGCAAUUCAGGCAAUUGCUAGUCAUGGCGGCGUCAGAGCCUAGUGCUGAUUGUGUAUCGAACACCAACGUAUCACGAAGCUUCGUGGAUGCUCGCAAAGCUUAUCGUCGUGUACGUCGAGCUGCAACAGCACUGGGUGAAGAGACUUUCUACAUGGUUCGAGGGUUUGUAAGACGUAGUGAAGCCAACGGCGUUCUCCCACAAGAUGCACAAGCAGUACGCUUGGCGUCUCUGUAUAAACUGGAGCUGCGACGGCACGUCACAAUCAGCGCGGUGAUGGAGUGUAUUCACCAAGCCGACAGUGGCACAAAUCAAUCAUUUUUUCGUCGACAUACAAGAAGUGCUCGUGUAAUAAGCAGCAGUUCUAGCGAUCUAGAUUCCGCAGUAAACCCACGAGCAACCAGCGCUCCAGCUGGCACUGCAGGCCGCAGUGGCCAAAAUAUUGAUACCGAGUCUUCGGACAAGGUCAAGUCCGUUCAUGCCUUUAAGUUACAGGCACUGGAACGUCUUCUUGCCAAGAGUUGGCAAGGCAGUAAAGCUGCAAGUAUUGUAUCGCUUCAACCAGUGUCGGUGAGCUCCAUCAGCUUGUCGGACGAGACGCUAUCUCACAUCCAAGAGCGCGUGACGGCGUUCCUGUACCAUCAAAGUCGUGAGAAUUAUCCUCUUUGGGAGGAGCCGCCACUAUCGAGAGAAGAGACAGCUCGCCACUUGCGGACAUUCGUAUCCACACUACUGACAACGCCCUUGUUGCAAGGUUUAACUAUUGACCAACUUUUGGAAGUUGCCAGAGCUGCGAGGUGGCUACAUUUAGCUCCUGGAGACACGCUGUGUGUCCGAAACACCGAGAUGGAUACCUUUAUCAUCGUUAUGGAUGGAUCUCUUGAAUACCGUAUUGAUACCGAGCUCAACUCAGCUUCAGUUGGGCCCGUUAUGACUGUUACAGCACCGGCAUGUCUAGGUGAGAUAGCGAUGGUUCGCAAUACUGAACGUUGGUCACGAACGCUCGUAGCACAGGAUACAACAGGUGUCAAGGUCUUGACGCUUCCAAAGCUGACGUUCGAGACCCUGUUGCACCGGUUUUUCAAUGGUGGGAAAGUAGUAUCAGCGUCGACUACCAGUUUGUUGCAACCACGAAGACCUUCUUCGUCCCCAGCAGUGAUUGCUAAGCGUCUAACCCGGUCGGUUAGGAACUCGUUAUCUGGACGUCGACCAUCAACAGCGGCCCCAUUUGCAGCGAUGGAGGCGAAUAUUACUCGAUGGCAUGAAGUCCGAGACGAAAAACUUCGGGAUUAUCGAGCCGGGUUAGAGGCUGAGCAGCGAGCAGCGGCGCUUGAAGCUCUUCAAAGAGCGAUCGACGAGAUAUCGUCGGCAUCUUCUGAAGAAGACGACGUGGAAUUACUGCAAUAUACCGCUUCCUUACGAUCUCCAAGAAAACAAUUGUGGUCACGGCAUGAACAUUAUCCAACGUACGAUCCGACAUCGGAUGAGAUGGAACAUUCAACUGUACCCAUUGAGUCAUCGACGAAGACUGCUGAUCAACUGCGAGAGUAUUAUCGGAGCCUCAGUGCUCGACGUUCGGUCAUGAAAGCACGAAUUGCUUCAAGUAUACCAUCCGAUCAAAUGGUUCAGCAAAGUCCUGAACGAAAACCUACAUACCCUUCUUCUAGCUCACUCUCCAAAAACCAAGUGGAAGAUGAUAGAGCAGCCGCAGUCACAAGAGCUCGGAGAUCAGCGUUAAACACUCUUUUAAUCCGACAGUCCACUGCGACCAUGGCAAAGCACAGCAAACUACUAGACAAGGAGACCGCACAGCAAGUUCUCAUCCAGAAACAUUUUGCUGAUACUUCCGCUGCACCCUCGGCAGGUAGUCGCCCCCAAUCUGGUCGACCUAGAUCAGGCAAUCGCCCAGAAUCUGGGACUACCGAGUUAAAUCAAAGCCACAGUAGCGCGCCACUCCCAUUACGUGCAGAUCUUCAGCGACGCAUGGAUUCAGUUAUAAAUGAGCUUCUGCUACCACCGAAAGCCAAGCUAGAUUUGGUGCUCAAGUACACACAUGCUGACCACUUUGACCAGUUUCCAACGGCUGUACAACUCUGGGAACGUGUACAAACAGCCAUCGUCAAGCGAGAGCGGAUGAUGAAAUCCUUAUGGGACUUUGAGAUGCUGGCAAGUGAUCCUCGACGUCAUUUUCGAUCCAUUUCCACCCAUCGAUUACGGGAGGAGAAGCAGCGAGAUGCGUUAUUUUACAAAUUGAACCAGGUAUCUAACGUUUGUUUAGUAGCAAUGGACGAGCUCUGGCGAUUCUGUGGAGACAUCGUGUGUCUUGGAGAACGAUCCUAUCGAGAAAAAAUGAAGAUAGAUUACACUGAAUUGUUGUAUGAAGUGGAACAGGAGCGACUACGAAUCAUUUACAACGGCGUUCGGCCGCAUGAUAGAACGAAUAAGGACGUUCUAAAUCCUAAAUUUGCUGUCAACGGAGCCAAUGCUGACCCCUCAAGUGUUCGCUUCAGCCUUGCUUCUCCUCGUGAAUCCAUCUUCGUGGAAGUCGAGCAAGAUGCAGCUACUCCGGAACAGGAGGAUCAUAGGAGAGCAUCACGGGUUACAGUUCAAGUGCAACAACAACGUAAGGCUGAGCUUCUUGCACUGAGUAGACACCUGGAGCAACAGAGAGAAUCCCAAUCCAAAGACACUGUGCAGGCUAUCCGACCACCAGAGAUCACGUAUGUGGCUCCUGCUGAAGAUGCCAAAAAGGCAGCAGCGCGAAUGAUGCAACAAGAAGAGCGAGAGUCGCUCCGAGAAAUGUUUCAACAAUUUAUGAAGCGUUCUAAAAUCUAA
Molecule: messenger RNA, 3153 nt
Organism: Phytophthora infestans T30-4
Lineage: Eukaryota; Oomycota; Peronosporomycetes; Peronosporales; Peronosporaceae
Exons: 5
Coding region: 1-3153 (1050 amino acids)
Source: RefSeq, a predicted model, not a curated record